ACUUGCACCGGAAGAAGAAGAAAAAGAAGGAAAAGGAAGCGAGGUCCGUCUUAUUCAUAGACAGUAUACUAUUAGAUAUAUAGCUAGCUGAUAGCUAGCAGUUUCUCUGCUGUUGAAUUCUGCGAAAACAUGCCAGUGAGCGAAGCGCUUGUUCGAGCCAAGAUUCCCCAGGAUCUGGCGAAGGAUCUGGGUGUGGAGUCUCUGUCCAGGACUCAUGCCCGCGCCUUCGCCCAGGCCUUCCUGAAGAACAGCAUUCGGCAGCACAGACACCAUGAGAUGAAAGACAUGUUGAAGCACAAGGCGUUGAUCCUGGGCUACGCCAGGCCCAAGAAGGACAAGUCCAAGAGGAAAAGCAAGAAAGCCAAGGGGCUGAACGCUCAGCAGAAGAGGGAAAGGAAGGUCUUCCAGAUCAAGCCCGAGCACCAGAGAUACGAGCUUUUCCUGCCUCUGCAUGAACUCUGGAGACAGUACGUCAUCGACCUGUGCGGUGGUUUGAAACCAACGAGCAAUCCACAGUUAGUGCAACAGAAGCUUCUGAAGGCGGACUUCCACGGUGCCAUCAUCACAGUGGUCCGAUCUAAGUGCCCAUCAUAUGUAGGAACGACAGGGAUUCUGGUCCAAGAGUUCAAACACGUCUUCAAAAUCAUCACCAAAGAAAACAAACUGAAAGUGAUCCCUAAGAGGAACAGCGUGUUUGCAGUGGAGGUCAACGGCUUCGUCUCCCACAUCUAUGGAAGCAAGUUUGAGCAGCGAGCCAGUGAACGCUCCGCCAAGAAGUUUAAAGUGAGAGGAACCAUCGACCUGUGAUGCAUCACUACAGGAAGCUGUUUUCCAUUCCUACAGGAAGCUGUGUGCCUCAAUGAAAGAGCCAUUAGACGCUCAGACUUCUACUGACCGUCUAACCGCAAUCGGAAGGAACUGCCACAACAAUGACCAACGUGUAGCUGGUGCAUUGUGGUUAUUUAUUGUCUAUGGCAGUGGUUCCUAAAGUGGGGUCCGUGGGGCGCGGGUUCCAGGAGGUCCCCAGAAAAUAUUCAAAAACAUAUUUUUUACUUUAUUUUUCAUACCACAUACUGUAAAACCACAUCUUAAAGAUAUGUUUACAGCUUUUGGUUCAGUUUUCACCUUGCUGAAUAUUGACAGCUUUCACAAAUGGGUAUGAAAUGUUGAUCAAAUACGUAUCUGACGCACUGUAAUACAGAUGUAGACUACUUAAUCUGACAUGCCUUAUUUUUCAUGAGCUACUUGAUCCUAAUACUGAAGGUCCUGGUUCAAAAAUGUUAAGCUAAUAACCUGAAUGUAUUGAUAUGACGUGAAUGAAAGAGGAUCUGGAGAAUGUGGCCCCUGAAACUGCAAAGAGAAGACGUGUCACUCUGUUGGAGUUGCGUGAACUACAGAAACACUCAGUCCACUCACCAUCGUACAGAGUGGAGCUUCUUCCUUGAAAACGGAUCUUUGGCUGAGUACAGACAGCGGCUGCAGACAACACAGAGUUUAUUUCUGGUUCCUGGUUGUAGUUGUUAACCUAAUCUUUGAUCGACGUAUGUGGAUUUAAACGCAUGCUUUUUGAUCAUUUUAAAUAUGUAUUUUUCUCAGGCUUUUGCAUGGCUGCUUUGAGACAAAAGGGAAUAAUGUUUUAUUUUUUUUAUUGUCAAAAAAGUAUCAACCCUAACCCAGCUAUACGUAAUAAAAGCCCAGCCCUGUUGAGUAACUCAUAUUGGUGUGCACUGAUUAAACUGUUGAGUACAAAACAGCAGUAAACCAGUAAUAAGUCUUUUUCAGAAGUUUGCUCACAGUGGAGUGAAGAAACAAACCAGAGACUUUAUUGCAUCCUUUUUUUUUUCUUUCUCGGGAGUCAUUGAACUGAUUGAUUACAUUUAAAAUAUGUCAUAUUAUGAGCAAGAUGGAGACAAUGUCCGCUGUUUAACAGCAGCAUUCAGUUUGUUUAACUAAUUCAGUUUGAUUAUGUGAUGUUUAUUGUACAGUAGAGGACAGCGCACCCUUUUUGUAACAGAACAUGUGAAACAUUGUUGGCUGUACGCUGUACUGGACUGAAUACAAAUACAACUCUUUCUCUGUGUACUUCCCUCCUCCUGGAGAUGUCUAACACUUUGCCUCUCACACGUUUCCUUGUUAGAGAACUCGUCUAUAGCCACAUAUUCACUGAGCUGAAGGAGACUGUGCUUCCACAGUGCAGAAUUGUAGUAGACACAAACACUUUUUGUCAGCGUGCUAUUUAAGUGCACCUGAGAGGCCUGCAGCAGGCAGAGGUUUCGCUCAGAUCAGAUUACAGAUCAAGAUUAAUAACCCUGCAGAAUCCAGACUUUCAGGUUUGUAUCUGGUACAUUGUGUGAAGCUAGGCUUCUCUACCCCUUUAAAAAUUAUUUUUAUAAAACGAUGGAGUCUAAUCUCCAAAGACUGUACAUUACAUAUUAUGUAUAUGUACAAAUAAACCUUUGCAUAUCUGCAACGAAGUCUCUCCUGGUUGAAAUGCACUGGCCAAUUUGGACAAUUUGGAGCAGUGAAAAUAAUAAAAAUGAGUGAUGGCUGAAUUCCAUUAGUUUCAGGGUCCUGCAUACUGGCUUACUGUCAGGACUGACUGGGACACUUAAAUAGAACAGAACCAGCAUUCAUGUAAUUAGCAACACCUGUGCUUCUCCCUUCUGCUGUAGAAAGUGCCUACUAUUCUAUCUCAACUGCACAGUGGAAGAACAGAAUUCCCCUCAGCCCAUGUUAAUAAAGUCAUUGUGAUUAAAA
Perca fluviatilis (European perch) is the source of this 2757-nucleotide messenger RNA. It is a transcript of the gene pop4, whose product is annotated as POP4 homolog, ribonuclease P/MRP subunit. Gene Ontology annotation, molecular function: ribonuclease P RNA binding. The coding region runs from base 130 to 807 and encodes 225 amino acids. Gene Ontology annotation, biological process: rRNA processing; tRNA 5'-leader removal. NCBI's taxonomy places the organism in Eukaryota, Metazoa, Chordata, Actinopteri, Perciformes, Percidae. Gene Ontology annotation, cellular component: ribonuclease MRP complex; ribonuclease P complex. The record is from RefSeq and is a predicted model, not a curated record. The transcript is spliced from 7 exons.